This is a messenger RNA of Aureobasidium uvarum, 1383 nucleotides long. The record is from the annotation of a GenBank genome assembly. Lineage: Eukaryota; Fungi; Ascomycota; Dothideomycetes; Dothideales; Saccotheciaceae.
AUGGACGUCAAAGAUGUCAAGUACGAGGAGACGGACUAUGUCGAAGACUUCCAGGACACCUCUGACCUUCAAUUCGAACCGGGAGAGGAACAGAGGCUAGUCCGAAAGAUUGACCUGUUCCUCAUGCCCACGAUAUGGCUCAUGUACCUCCUGUCCUACAUGGAUAGAACCAAUAUCGGCAACGCAAAGAUAGCCGGCAUGAAUGCGGACCUCCACCUCAGCAGCAGCCAAUACUCGAUGGCCCUCGUCAUCUUUUUCAUCAGUUAUGUCUUCUUCGAAGUACCGAGCAACCUUAUCCUCGCCAAAACCAGACCUUCGAUCUUCCUACCUACGAUCAUGGCCCUCUGGGGAAUAGUCACCUGCUGUAUGGCUGUCAUUCAGGAUUAUUCGCACCUCCUAGCGCUGAGGUUUGUCGUGGGUGUCCUUGAGAGCGGAUUCGCCCCUGGCAUCCUGCUCAUCAUAUCUUCUUGGUACAAGAGAAAAGAGCAGUCGAAACGUUUUGCAGUCUACAUUUCUGCCGCAGUUCUGUCAGGAGCAUUUGGUGGCCUCUUAGCUGGCAGUAUCACCAGCAAUCUCAACGGUGCACAUGGCUUAGAAGGCUGGAGAUGGCUUUUCAUUGUCGAAGGCGCCGCCACCGUCGGUUGGGCAAUCUGCGCGCACUUCCUCUUACUCGACUUCCCGUCACAAUCAAGUAAAAAAUUCACGGAACGCGAAUUGCUACUAGCAAGCAAGAGACUAGCUUUGGACAACGCAUCGACUACGAAUGCAGAGGGCGACAGACCCAAGAUCUCCAGCUUUAAAGCUCUCAUCAAGGCCGUGUCAGACUGGCGUACCUGGAUCAUGGUGUUUGGUUACAUGGUCAUUGUAGGUUCGUCAACGUUAAGCUACUUCUACCCAACUCUGGUACAAGGCUUGGGAUACAAGAGCACAAAGGCUCAGUACAUGGUCAUCCCCAUUUACGCUGUGUCAUUUGUCACAGUCGUUGCUUCUGGCAUAAUCAUGGACAGAUACCACCAAUACCGCGGACUUGCGAUCGCAGCAUGGCUUGGGCUAUCUACCAUCUGCUGUAUUGCAGUGUGCGUGGUCUACGACUUCACUGCACGUUACGUGCUCCUCAUCUUUAUGGCUAGUGGCCUAUGGGCUAGCAACGCGCUUGGUCUAUCGUUUGCUAGCAGCACGUUUGGAGACAUGGAACAAGAGACCAAGGGUGUUGCUCUUGCCCUGGUCAACGCUCUUGGUAACCUUGCCCAGAUCUAUGGCGCGUAUCUGUUCCCCAAGGACGAUGCCCCAAAGUAUCUACUGGGCUUUGGUGUUAUUGCAGGAAUGUGUGGGCUUGGUAUUAUGAUUUAUAUCAGUGCGCAUGUGCUACUUCGCAGGAAGUAG